Messenger RNA from Lottia gigantea (owl limpet), 1632 nucleotides. RefSeq lists its product as hypothetical. The transcript has a single exon. Gene Ontology annotation, molecular function: actin binding. The record is from RefSeq and is a predicted model, not a curated record. Bases 1 to 1632 code for a protein of 543 amino acids. Gene Ontology annotation, biological process: Rho protein signal transduction; regulation of Rho protein signal transduction. Lineage: Eukaryota; Metazoa; Mollusca; Gastropoda; Lottiidae. Gene Ontology annotation, cellular component: plasma membrane.
AUGAGAAACACAAGUGACCCCACAUUUGAACUUGACCACCUGGCUACAUUUGCAGCUUGGACACGAGAUGGCUUUAUUCAGCCAGAAGAUGGAUUACUCAAAUUACGACAAAUGGAAAACACGACUGGUAUUUGGACUAUGAGAUGUCUUUUGGUAGUUGAAAAGAAAUUCUUGAUUAUUUUGGAUAACCAGUCUGGCGAGGAGUUAGAGAAAUUUCCCAUUCAAUUUGUCCAGUCGCCAACAGCCAUUUUUAAUAACGACACACGAGAGAUCUACAACAACUUACUUCUGUUUACAGUUGGUGAGGAUCCUAAAAGACGUACUCAGGCUGAUAUGCACAUUUUCCAAAGUGUGGACACAGCAUCGCAGAAAAUAGUGGAUGAAAUUUUACUGGCACAGAAAGGUGAACCCAGAGGACAAAGAAUACCUCCUGCCCCAAUGCAGGCACCACCCAGACCUUCAGAGAGAGACAUGUAUGACUUUAAUGGAAUGAAAGAUUACCUAACUUCACAAAGAGGAAGCAGAUAUUAUGGUCCUGGGCCUGAUGCUAAUCGAUCAAUGAAAGUGAAUCGUGCCUACAGAGAAGAGUUUGAACCAGGACAGAAUGAGGUUCUGGAGCGAGAUGUGCAAUUAUUAAACCAUUGUUUUGAUGAUAUUGAGAAAUUCGUUUCCCGACUUCAGCAGGCAGCUGAAACUUUUAAAGAAUUGGAGAAAAGAAAGGCAGGUAAUGCUCGAGACAGAAAACGUCAGUCAGGAGAAGGUAUCAUGGGAUACAGAGCCAGACCUCCACCAAGUCAAGAUUUUAGCGAUAUCUUCCAAAAAUUCAAAUUAUCUUUCAACUUGUUGGCAAAAUUAAAGGCUCACAUCCAUGAUCCAAAUGCUCCUGAAUUAGUGCAUUUCCUGUUCACUCCAUUGAGUCUGAUUUACGAAGCCAGCCGAGAUCCAGUUCAUGGGCGAGUCAACUUAGCAGACAGUGCUGUCGCUCCUUUAAUUACUGCUGAUGCUAAACAGCUCUUGCAGAAUUGUUUGACUUCCAAGGAAAUAGAAUUAUGGCGUGCCCUUGGAAAUUACUGGACCACAUGUAAAGAAGAAUGGAAAGGACAUAUACCAAGUUACACUCCAAGAUUUUACGAUGGUUGGCAGCCAAACCAGAUCCAUGAAAAUGGUUUCAGAAAUUCAGAAAUAGAUGCACCGAUAAAACAUCGCUAUGAAGACGACCGUUCACUUACUUAUGUACCUUUCUCACAUGAAAGAGAAGAUAGAUAUGGUAACUAUGGUGAUUACCGACAACCCAGGGAUUUCGAGCCGCCGAGAACUCAUGCCGUUGUGGCGCCACCAAGCCCACGUUUAGCACCAAGAGAAUAUCGUGACAACAGAAUGGAACCUCAUCAUAGCCAUAAUAGUCCUGAAAAUGACAAUGCCAAAUAUAUAUCAGAUCUUCGUAAUUCUGGUCACAAAGUGUUUGAAGUGAUUCAUGAUCGAGAAGGCAGGAAUAGCAAGGAAGUUUCUCUCAGCAAAGGGGAUAUAGUGGCAGUGUUGGAUGAUAGCAGAAAUUGGUGGAAGGUGAGGAAUAUUGCUGGAAAAGUUGGUUUUGCUCCGUAUACAAUAUUGAAGGAAGUAAAGGAUGAUUAA